CUGCAGGGCCACGGCGGCCGCGCUCGGCGGAGGACGGCGCGGGCGCCCCGCGGGACGGAGGCUGCCCGCCGCCCCGUGCGCCAUGGCGCCGGCAAGGCAAGUGCUCUGGCUCUCGGCUCUCCUCUGCCUGCCGCCCGCUCGCUGCCAGCCCCUCCGCUACUCCGUAGCCGAGGAGGGCGAGCGCGGCUCCGUGGUAGGCAACGUGGCGGAGGACGCGGGGCUGGCCCCGGCGCAGCUCUCGGCUCGCCGCGCCCGCCUGGCCUCGGAGGACGGCCGGCAGCACUUUCGCUUCGAGCGCGGCACCGGCCGCCUCGUGGUGGCGGAGAGGCUGGACCGGGAGGAGCUGUGCGGGCAGGCCGGGACGUGCACGCUCCCCGUCGAGCUGCUGCUGGCCGACCCGCUGCAGUUCGUGCGGGUCGAGGUGGCCGUGGAGGACGUCAAUGACCACUCGCCCGUGUUCCCGGAGGAGCAAGUCACACUGAGGAUCCUGGAAAUGAGCAACCCGGGCUCGCGUUUCCCGCUGGAGGAGGCUCGGGACCUGGAUGUUGGCAGCAACAGCAUCCAGGCUUACAGCAUCGCUCCCGAGAAUGAGUACUUUAGCAUCUCCUUUGAGUCGAUAAGUGCUGAAGAUAAGAUUGUUGAACUAGUCCUGGAAAAGCCGCUAGACCGAGAGGAGCAGGCGGAGAUGAGUUUCAGUGUCAUUAGCGUGGAUGGGGGCUCUCCCCCCAGGAGCGGGACCACCCAAAUCCAGUUAGUCAUUCUAGAUGUCAAUGACAUGCUCCCAAUCUUCACGCAAGAGCUGUAUGUUGGGCAGGUUUUGGAAAAUGCUCCAGAAGGCUCUGUGGUUGUCAGCGUGGUGGCAACCGAUCAGGAUGCAGGAUCUAAUGGGGACAUCACUUAUGAAUUCAGCCAAGCAGUGGGGCAGAGCAACUCCGCUUUUGGGAUUGACCCUGUCAGCGGUGAAAUUAAACUCACAACGCCUCUGGACUAUGAGGCAGCAGAGAGUCACGAGCUCAGUGUGCGGGCCAGAGACGGCGGGGGACUGUCGGCAAUCUGCAAGGUGUUGGUGGAGGUGGUGGAUGUGAAUGACAACGCACCGGAGCUGGUGGUGAGUUCCUUCAGCAGCUCCCUCCCCGAGAACGCGUUACCCGGGACGGUGGUGGCCCUCUUUGCUGUGAGGGACCGGGAUGCCGGUGCCAACGGGCAGAUCUCCUGUGCCCUUGAGGACCAGCUGUCGUUCUCCCUGCGGCCGGCCUAUAAGAAUUACUACGAGCUGGUGACUGUGAGCGAGCUGGACCGGGAGGAGACGGCUCGCUACGUCCUCCCUGUCACAGCGGCGGACGCGGGGUCGCCUCCUCUGACGACCACCCAGACCUUCACGGUGGCCAUCUCCGAUGUGAACGACAACGCGCCUGUCUUCAACGAGACGUCGUACACCAUGUACGUGCGAGAGAACAAUGUCCCCACGGUGUUGGUUGGAGCUGUGAGCGCCUGGGAUGCUGACGUGGGGCCCAACGCCAAGGUGACCUAUUCCCUGGCCCCAGCGCAGCCCGCAGAGCAGCCUCCCUGCUCCUGCCUCUCCAUCAACUCAGAGAACGGGCACGUCUUUGUGCUGCGGCCCUUGGACUACGAGCAGGUGAGGCAGGUGGAGGUGUGGGUGAUGGCCUCUGAUGCGGGGACUCCUCCUCUGAGUGCCAAUGUCACCGUCCGCCUUGUUGUGGUGGAUGAGAAUGACAAUGCGCCGCUGGUGCUGUACCCGGCCCAGGGCAGCAGCCCGGCGCCCAGCGAGCUGGUGCCCGUUUCGGCUGAGGCGGGCUACCUGGUCACCAAAGUGGUGGCCGUGGACGCUGACUCGGGUCAGAACUCGUGGCUCUCGUACCACCUGCUGAGGGCCACUGAGCCCGGGCUGUUUGCGGUGGGUGCCCAAAGCGGGGAGGUGCGGCUGAGGAGGCCCGUGACCGAGAGAGACGCCGUGAAGCAGAAGCUCGUCGUUGUGGUGCGAGACAACGGGCGGCCACCACUGUCAGCCACGGCUGCGCUGAGCGCGCUCCUGCUCAGUGACUUCUCAGACGUGCGCAUCCCCCACAGCAGCCCGGCCACGGAGGACGACGACGGCUCCCUGACAACCUAUUUAAUCAUUUCCUUGGUCUGCGUCUCACUCCUCUUCCUUGCGUCCGCCGCAGCCUUCAUCACUCGCAAGGUGUGCAAGAGAAAGGAGCUGACGCCUGAGCGUGGGCUUUAUGGCCCCAGCAACUUGCCGAGGGUCCCGGCUGAUGCGGCCGCUGCAGGGACCCUGCCCCACGCCUAUUGCUACGAGGUCAGCCUCACAACGGGCUCGGGCAGCAGCGAGUUCCAGUUCCUGAAGCCCAUCCUCCCCAGCCUGUCGCCACAGCACCGUGCCUACGGGGGGUGGCACCGAUGA
Molecule: messenger RNA, 2422 nt
Organism: Tyto alba (common barn owl)
Lineage: Eukaryota; Metazoa; Chordata; Aves; Strigiformes; Tytonidae
Product: protocadherin beta-4-like
Biological process (GO): homophilic cell-cell adhesion
Cellular component (GO): plasma membrane
Molecular function (GO): calcium ion binding
Source: RefSeq, a predicted model, not a curated record